Molecule: messenger RNA, 3314 nt
Organism: Myripristis murdjan (pinecone soldierfish)
Lineage: Eukaryota; Metazoa; Chordata; Actinopteri; Holocentriformes; Holocentridae
Gene: bag3
Product: BCL2 associated athanogene 3
Exons: 4
Coding region: 1-2025 (674 amino acids)
Biological process (GO): negative regulation of striated muscle cell apoptotic process; muscle cell cellular homeostasis; protein stabilization
Cellular component (GO): membrane; cytosol; cytoplasm
Molecular function (GO): adenyl-nucleotide exchange factor activity; protein-folding chaperone binding
Source: RefSeq, a predicted model, not a curated record
AUGUCUCAAUACUCAGCUGCCAGCGGCAUCAUGAACAGCAUGAGGACGCAGUCGCCGAUAGUGGCAAUGGCAAACACCAAUAAUAAUAACGACCCCCUGCCUCUCGGAUGGGAGGUAAAAAUUGACCCUCAGACCGGGUGGCCUUUCUUUGUGGAUCACAACAACCGCACCACAACCUGGAAUGACCCGAGACACGACGCCAAAAAGGUCAACCAGCUGUCACAAAAUGGACCUAGCAGGCCACCAGAUCCAAGCCCCCAGGAGCCACAGAAGACCUUUGUGAGGGAGAUGAAGCACCCCAUCCUUCGCCAAGGGUAUGUGCCAAUCCCCGUCUUCCACGAGGGCGCAGACCUCCGACAGCAGCAGCACCCGUGUUUCUCCUACAUCCAGCCAGCCACUGCACAGACUAUUCGGACAGAGGGCCAAGCGCCUUCACCUACACUCGGGCUCCACUGCAGGCCCAGAUCACCGUUACAUGGACCUUCAGACAGCUGCCCCACUGAGGCUGGCAAGCCCUGCUCGCCUGUUUCACAAACACCAGAGGUUCACUCUGCCCCGCUACACCAAACCUCACGACCCAGCAGCACUGGCCUCCAGGCAGGUUACAUCCCCAUCCCAGUGAUCCAUGAAAGUGGAGGAAACCAAGCACAACCACAGGCACAGUUAAAUCCCUCUGUCUACUCUCAGCGCAACCCGUACUCAGAGCACCAGCAGCCUUUCCAUCGCCUUCAGCCAGAGGAAUGGGCUGGCCACUGUGGAGCGAUGCAGUCCCCUCGGGAAAGAGCUUCUCCGAUUCUGCUUCCCCAGCAUCGCGAAGCCACUCCUAUCCACCUCCAGCCUCAUAUGAGAAGCCAGUCUCCCAUCAUAACGCAGGUGUUGGGGGAGAGACCACAGGCACAGCAGCAUGUCCUCACAAGAGAAACACCCCUGAAAGUUGAGCACGAUCCAAGCAGUCAGCACAGACCCGAGAACCUGCAGUUCGCCCAGUCUUUAAACACAGAGGCUGAUAGUCAAAAGCCUCAACAGUUCCAGCAACCACAGGUUCAACAGUUCCAGCAGCCUCCACCUCAACCGUACCAACAGCCACCUCCUCCACCGCCUCAAUCGUACCAACAGCCUCCGCCUCAGCCAUACCAACAGCCUCCGCCUCAGCCGUACCAACAGCCACUGCCUCCACCGCCUCAACCGUACCAACAGCCACCGCCUCAGCCGUACCAACAGCCACCACCUCAGCCAUACCAACAGCCACUGCCUCCACCACCUCAACCGUACCAACAGCCACCGCCUCAGCCAUACCAACAGCCGCCGCCUCCACCGCCUCAGCCAUACCAACAGCCACCGCCUCCACCGCCUCAGCCAUACCAACAGCCACCGCCUCAGCAGUUCCAGCAAACACCAACACAGCAACCACAACAGUUCCAACAACCACAACAGUUUCAACAGACACAACCUCAGACAUCUCAGCAGUUCCAGCAGCCGGAGCCUUCGUCACCGUCACAGUUUCAGCAACAGCCUCAACAACCGGAGCAACCACAGCAGCCACAUCAAACAACAAAUAUCACCGUCCACAUACCUCCCAAACCAGAGGCUCAGGACUAUGCAGCUCCUUCAGAGGUCCCACCUGUAAGGGCAGAAGCUGAGCCAGCUGUCCAGUGCCCGAGUCACCCAGGUUUGGCUAAGGUGCAGCAGAUAGUAGAAAGAGUCGCCAAACUGGAGCAGGAGGUGAAAUGCUUUGAUGGGAAGAGGAAUGAUAAGAAAUACUUAUUACUGGAGGAGCUGCUGACCAAAGAGCUUUUAGCACUGGACUCGGUCGACCCAGAGGGGCGUGCCGAUGUACGGCAGGCAAGACGGGAUGGAGUCCGUCGUGUUCAAACCAUACUGGAAGAACUGGAGCAACUGGAGGAGCAGCAGCCAACCAGUCUGCCUGCCAGUGAGAGCUCGAUGGAGGGCGACAACCUCCUGCAGAAAGGAGAGCCCAGUAUGAUCAGUAAGGAACAUGCUGAGAUGUCAAGGGAAAUAUCGUAAUGACUGCACAGCUUCAUAACUAAGAGGAGAGAAAGAUGGCCUGCUGAGAAUUUGAUGGACGACAAGUCUGCUCCCGCCAACUUUCUCACUCCUCUUCCACUUCAGCAUUUGUGGAACUUUAACUUGCAUGCAUUGAUUAAUGGUGUUGGUAUUUCCUGGCAUUCACCACAUAAUUGAUGGUAGCUAAGUGCAAUCAUGUUUUUAAGCCAAUGUUGCUGCCUUCUAUGUAGUGCCAAUGUCUUCAUAAAAAAGACAAGCUGUCAUGAUCAAGGUGUUGACAACAAUUUUGAGUUAAAAUGGAUUUCGAAUAAGAGGCCUUUAUCAAUCAGCGGAAGGACAAGUAUUUCACUCAAUAAAUCUUAUGUUUAGUUGCCUUUUGUCUUGUGUUGUAUGAAGCUUUUCUUUAUUCUGACAGAACGGUUACAACACCAGUGCAAAAGUUCCGGCUUUAAAUCAGUUAUACUAACUGCACAACUCAGCCAACAGAAAAACAUUAUUCCCUUAUAGCCACAAGGCCAUUUUGUCGGAGCUGCUAUGUCAUAGAAGUUACUACGUUUAUUAGAUGCUGCUUUUUGGUGCAUUACGUAUUUUGCUGUCUUUGCACUUAAGCCACCAUUCUUGAAAUGUAUCAUGCUGAAAAGUCAGCAGCACUUCAUUUGAAAUAUUUCUGUUUUGCAAGUUUUGAUUGAUAUAUUGUUUGAGUGUUUGUAUGUGUAUUGGUUUACUUGUUACUUCAAAAACAUUAUAUCAAUAUAUUUUGAAUCCAGAAAUCAAAGUAAUGAUUUGUGAAUUUUGGUACAUUUAACAAUGUGUAUUGACAGAAAUGGAUGUGAGUUGUGUAUCAUACUUGAGAUGUGAGACAAUCAGCACUUGCUGCUAAUUAUGAAUCACAGUUUAAGAGUGUCAGAGUGUCCUUAUAUAACUUUCAAAGCCACAAUCUGUAAUAGGAUAACAGUCAAAAGGCAUACAAACUUCAAAAUGCCAGCAGUGAGAAAUUACUGAGUUCAUACACAGAGGGUGCAAGGAACCACAAUCUGUUUCAUGGUAAAGGUAAUUUUCUGAAUGCAUUCUGAUUGUUUGUAUACAUCAGCACUGUGGGGUGAGUUGUCUUUGCUUUCAGUUGCUUUCAUUCAGAAAAAUCUCCGGGGAAGCUGUUUACCCAAAACACCUGUACAAAUUAUGGAUUGUGGCUCACUGUUUUAUCACAGCUUGUGACUAGCAGGUUAAUGCGAUAUUGGAAACAAGUCACGUAGGUAUGGUUGAAAAUAAAAUGUAUUUAAUGACAUUGA